AUGUGUCGGAGAUCAAGACUCCUCUCGAUAUCAAACAGGCAAUUCGGUUUCGGUCAAUCAAAUCCCACCUAUUUGCUUACUGCCGCCGAUGGCAAGCAAGUCGUUCUGCGCAAGAAGCCUCCCGGCAAGCUGGUCUCCAAGACAGCCCAUAAAGUCGAACGCGAGUACAAGAUUAUCAGAGCAUUAGGCGACACAGAUGUGCCCGUCCCUAGGGCAUACUGCCUAUGCGAGGACAGCAGCGUCAUCGGGACACCUUUCUACAUAAUGGAGUUCUUGGAUGGGCGGCAUUUCACUGAUCCAGCGAUGCCUGGCGUGAAUGCGGAGGAGAGGACUGCACUGUGGAAGAACGCCGUCCAAACCCUCGCCAAGUUCCACAGCGUGAUCCCUAAAGCUGUCGGGCUUGAGACCUUCGGCAAGCCGACAGGCUUCUUCGACCGCCAAGUCGCGACCUUCACCACCAUCUCGAAAGCACAAGCGGCCGUAGUAGACGCCGACACGAAAGAGCCCGUCGGCGAACUCCCCCAUUUUGACGACAUGGUCAACUUCUUCUCGCAGAAGGCCACGCAGCCUCGAGACCGCGGCACUCUCGUGCACGGAGACUACAAAAUCGACAAUAUGAUCUUCCACAAGACAGAGCCGCGAGUGAUCGGCAUUCUGGACUGGGAAAUGGCGACGGUGGGCCACCCACUCUCCGAUUUCUGCAAUCUCACUAGCCCCUACACCAUGGAUGGCGCCGACAGCCAGCUGUCGCAGUUCAAGCCGGGUGUUGUUCCAGGCCUGCCGGGGCGCCAGGAGUGCAUCCGCUGGUACGCCGAGACGUCUGGGUACGAGACUGGCUCUGACGUCGCGUGGGGCGACGCAUUCUUUGCGUUCCGGGGAUCCGUGAUUAUGCAGGGCAUUGCGGCCCGGUUUGCUGGGCGCCAGGCUAGUAGUGCCCGUGCUGAGGAUUAUGCGAAGCGGGCGAAACCGUUCGCGGAGGGCGCUUGGGAGAGAGUUCAGGCUGUGCAGAAGGCGAGUCUGAAAGGAAAGCUGUAG
Molecule: messenger RNA, 1035 nt
Organism: Penicillium salamii
Lineage: Eukaryota; Fungi; Ascomycota; Eurotiomycetes; Eurotiales; Aspergillaceae
Source: the annotation of a GenBank genome assembly